Molecule: messenger RNA, 1287 nt
Organism: Drosophila ficusphila
Lineage: Eukaryota; Metazoa; Arthropoda; Insecta; Diptera; Drosophilidae
Product: myb-like protein I
Exons: 3
Coding region: 439-1170 (243 amino acids)
Source: RefSeq, a predicted model, not a curated record
UUUUUUAGCAAAUAGCACAUGUAAGGCUUUUCUGAGAAAAACGAAUACAAAUUUUUCAAGUCAACAAAAAUUUCUCGAAAUGGUUGGUCCAUUUAGAAAACCUAAAGUUCCACGACCCAGACGGCAGCGUAGAGCUUUGGUACUUCCCCAAGCACCUGGACAGAGAAACAGGCGGCCCCGUUUAAAUUCUUUGAACGCAAAUAACUCUCAAAGAGUCCUGCAAUCGCCGCUUACUUCUGGUGGAAACUCGCCUGAAAAUCGACGUCGAGAGCAAAAUGCCAGGAGGAAUCGUCAACGUAGAGCCCGAAAUCGUAGGUCCGGUUUAUUAACGCAAGUCGAGAACCAGUCUGCUCCACCGCGGAUUGGAUUAUUCGAAAUGAAUACAUUGCUUCAAAGAAUUCUGCAACAAGGCGAUGAUUUUGUGCGACAAAUAAUGCAAUGCCCUUUUUUUCGCAAUUCAUCUCGGAUUUGAGAAACCGUGCUUCUUCGAACCCCGCUUCCGUGGUACGAUUGAGUCCUUCUUUACGUCACAUUCUUCUUAUCCCGAGUCGAAUUGAUGCUUUAAUUCAACCCGAGCAAAGUUUGUUGCGAGAAUCUCAGGUUGCCAAUGACAGUGUUCAAGUUCAAAAUGCACAGGAAGGUGUUCCAAAUGCAAAUGAAAAUUCCUGUUAUGAAAAUCUGGAUAAGAAAAUUCAGGGUGCCAAUGAAUUAAGCCCUGAUAAUAUCAAAAAUGGGAGUGAUCAAAAUCAAGAUAUUCAGGAUGCAAGUAAUCAAAGUCAAAAUACGGAAGUUAAUGAAGGCAAUGAAUGUGGCAAUAACCUAAUUUUGCACCAAGAUAUUCGGUAUACAAGUACUUCAAAUCCAAACCAGGAAAGACAGGAUACGAGAGUUAAUGAUGCCAACGAAAAUGGCAAUGGUCAAAGCCUUAACCAGGAUAUUCAGAAUGCAAGCAGUUCAAAUCCAGAUCAGGAAGUUAAUGCAGACAAUGAAAAUCGCAGUGGUCAAAAUCUAAAUCGGGAUAUCCAGUAUGCAAGUUCAAACCCAGAUCAAGAAGUAAACGCAGGCAAUGUAAAUAGCAUUAAUCAAAAUCAGUAUCAGGAAGCCCAAGAAGCCAAUAAAAAUGGCAAUGAUGCAAAUCCGGAAAACAACGAUGACAAAAAUGACCCAUGAAUUCUUUAUUCAAGCUAAUCUAGAUAAGUUUGAUAAGCGAAGAUAUACUUGUACUUUCUAGAUUUGUAAAAUUUGUAUGUCAUUAAAGCGUAUUUUCCCACUGGGUUUUAUAAAACA